GAGGCUCGGCUGCCCUCGAUGGCGGGAUGCGAGAGGCCAGCUCCAGAUAAUCCCGCUACUUCCAAAGAACAAGCAUCAGCAGCUGAGCCAGGGAAUUCUUCUUUCUGUCACCCUGGUGCAGGGGAGAUGAGAUUUUGCAUUCAUGCAGCAGCUCAUCUGUUGUUUUCCAGGUCAGGCCCAUAGAGGAAGGAUGGAUCUCUACGACCCACAGGUGCUGGGCGUCGUGGUCUUUGGAGGGUUCGUGCUCUUCUCAGUCCUCGGGAUAGUUCUGGUGUCCACCUUUUCGAUGAAGGAGACGUCUUAUGAGGAAGCCUUGGCAAAGCAACGCAGAGAGCUGGAGAAAGCCAGCCUGCUGAAGGUGGAGAAGAAGAAGAAAGAGAAGACUCCCGAGAAGAGAGGGAAAGCUAAGAAAAGGGAGGAGAAACCCAACGGGAGAAUCCUAGAGCGAAACCUGCAUCCCGACCCUCCAGAGAGCCGUACAGCUGCAGGCCCCGAGCCUGCGCUGCUCGUUGAGCCGGUGGUCUUUCGGUCUCCAGCAGUGCCUCCUUCAGCUUCUCAGGAGAACGAGCGGCCAACUCCCCUUCCCAAGGGCAGAGAAAAGAAGGAGAAGAAAGCGAAAGUGGAGCCAGCUGCCAGCCAGCCCGUUUCUGUGCCGCCCAUUGCUGGUCCCUUGUUCGGCUGCCAAAGGUCCUGUGCUGCCCAGGACCCGGUCCCUGGUGCGGCUGCCCAAGAGCUGCCGACUGCGCCCCCUGCACCGGCCGGGGUCCAGCGGGAUGCGCCGCCAGUCCUCUCUGGAAUGGUUAAAAAGCCGGAGUCCCCCGGAAGUCAAGAUGGCGCUCCAAAGAAGAAAGCCAUGGCCAAAAGGAAAAGAGAAUCCACUGCCAUGGAUGAUGAGGGAGCGCCCUGCCUUCCAUUCAAGACCUUGAUCUCCAUCGUCAGUGGCAUGGCGUUUGGUGAAGGCGAGGCGCAGCAGCUGAUUGAAACGCUGACUGAGAAAACAGGAGAUGUGCAGGACCCAUGGCUGAGGGCAACGGAGAAAGGCAACCCGGUGGCUGUGCUGAAGCGGCAACUGGAAGACCGGGAGAAGCAGCUCGCGGUGGAGCAGGAGAACACCGCUGCCGUGAAGGCGAAGCUCAAGGAGCUGACCAGGGAACUUGCGGCGGAGAAGGCUAAGAGUGUCGCUCUUGAAAACAAGUGGAAGGCGCAGCUGCUGCUGCAUGAGCAGGAGAUGUCCACCAGGCAAGCAGAGAUGCAACAGCUGCAAGGAAAGAUCCGGACUCUGCAGGAGCAGCUGGAGAACGGGCCGAACACCCAGCUGGCUCGCCUGCAGCAGGAAAAUUCCAUCCUUAGAGAUGCCUUAAACCAGGCCACCAGCCAAGCCGAGAGCAAGCAAAAUGCUGAACUGGCCAAGCUGCGUCAGGAAUGUAGCAAGCUGAGCAAAGAGUUGACUGAAAAGUCGGAGGCGCUUCAACAGGCGGAAGAACAGAAAAGCACCCUGCAGGGGAAGGCCGCUACCUUUGAGAAGCAGAUUUCCCAGCUCCAGGUGUCCCAGAAGGAGAACGAAGCCCCCCUGCAGAAGAAGUUGGACGACACUCGCGAGGAGCUCGGCAGGUCUCGGGCCCGUUGUCAGAGCCUGCAGGCAGAGCUGGAAAUGGCCAGAAAGCAGCAGCAGACCAGUUUUGCUGAGCUUCAGUCUAAGUUGCUGUGCUCUGAAAUGGAGUUGAAGGGAAAGCUGGAGGAACUGAACAGUUUACAGAUCCAGCUGCCAGCAGCCACUUCCAAAAGUGUGCAGCUGGCCGAAAAGGUUGAAUUGACUGAAGCCCUCCUGGAGGCAAGCCAAAGGAGAGAAGCGGAGAAAACCAGAGCAGUGCAGGAAGCCAACCAAACAGAAGACACUCUGAUGCAGUUACGGUUCGAAGGUUCAUUGGAACAGCUCUCCGCGUUAGAGAACGAGGCUGCAGAACUAAGAGAUGUGGUGGAACACCUGAAAAUAAAAAACAGGGACAUGUCGCUGUACGUAGAAGCCGCCAGUGAGGCGCGGAGCAGCCUGCAGGCCGAAUGCGACCAGUACAGGGCCACCCUCGCCGAGACAGAAAGGAUGCUGAAGGCGUUGCAGAGGAGCGUGGAGGAGGAGGAGCAGGUGUGGGCGGCAAAGGUGUCUGCCUUGGAGGACGCGCUGCAAAAGUCCAAAGACCAAAUGAAAUGUCUCGAAGAUGAUGUGGAAAAGUUAAAGGUGGAACUGCAGAACACAGGCAAGUUGAAGGAGUGCGUGUCUCUCUUGGAAGCCCAGCUGGAAAACCACUUGGCGGCUGCGAACCUGGAGCGGCAGCGGUACACCAAAGACAUGGAAGCACUGAGGCAGCUGUUGUCCGAAUCCCAAGAACAUCUGGAUGCAACCAAGCAAGAAGCACUCAAGAAAACUCACGAGCUUGUACAGGUUCAGGAUUCAGUGCGCAGCUUGCAAGUUGAAUUGGAGAAGCUGAGGCUUGAGGGGGGAACGGCUGCCUCGGCCAAAGAGGAGGUUCUCCAGCUUCAGGGAACACUGGACAAAGAGAAGAAGUUAACAAAGGAUUUGGGAUGUGCGGCUACUAAACUAAAGGAGCUUUUGACGGUCACCCAAGAGCAGCUGGCCAAGGAAAGAGAAACUGUGAUGAAGUUGCAAAAACAGCUUGAGGAAAAGGGAGAAAAUGCAGAAAGCACCAAAGAAGGAACCUCCGUCUGAACCUCACGUCCCAGCCCAGGAUACGCAGUUCUCCGUGCUAAAUGCUUUACGUAUUCCUAAAAGAUGCGCCUCUGUGCUGCAGAGGACCACAACAAAGACAGUCGUGACCAGGAACUGCCCUGGUUUGCCAAAGGAAUAAAAGCAAACUCUGCUAGAACCA
This is a messenger RNA of Varanus komodoensis (Komodo dragon), 2882 nucleotides long. RefSeq names its product ribosome binding protein 1 (gene RRBP1). The transcript is spliced from 18 exons. The record is from RefSeq and is a predicted model, not a curated record. Bases 143 to 2722 code for a protein of 859 amino acids. Lineage: Eukaryota; Metazoa; Chordata; Lepidosauria; Squamata; Varanidae. Gene Ontology annotation, cellular component: endoplasmic reticulum membrane. Gene Ontology annotation, biological process: protein transport.